This is a messenger RNA of Aspergillus niger, 1596 nucleotides long. RefSeq lists its product as uncharacterized. The record is from RefSeq and is a predicted model, not a curated record. Bases 1 to 1596 code for a protein of 531 amino acids. The transcript has 3 exons. Lineage: Eukaryota; Fungi; Ascomycota; Eurotiomycetes; Eurotiales; Aspergillaceae.
AUGCGGGAUCCUCAAUCCUCGAAGAAGGAUAGACAAGUUACUACGUCGACGAAUGAGCUCAAAGAGAGUAGUUCGCGUCUGAACCGGUCGGGGAAAUCCCGAAUAAGACAUUGGGCCCCCAAAGUGAAGACUGGUUGUAUGACAUGCCGUUGCCAGCGAUGCUCUUCCACCGGAAGAAGAUGCGAUGGCUACAAUUUGAUCCCCCAAAAGCCGCCCACCCCGGCCCUCGGUCUGAUUCAAAUGCCUUCCUAUUGGGAGCUAGUGUCAGGCGACCGUGUAGAAACUGAGAGUUUUCGGUUCUUUCACUCAGUCACUACGCCCAAUUUGGCUGGCUUCUUCGACCAGGGCCGCUGGGCUCGCAGAUUGCUCCAAAUGUCGCAUCAGUACCCAGUUCUGUGGCAUGCCAUGACCGCGGUGGCCUGCAUUCACCGAGACUUCAUGACCAACACCACACCUAUUACCGUCUCACGGUCGCAGGAUAGCCUCCAGGUGAGGCUUGCGUUGCAACAGUGGAACAAGUCCAUUCAAAGACUACAAGAACUGCUGUCAGAACGGGUUUUGACCAAAUUUGACAGACUGGUCAUCCUUAGUGUUUGUAUCUUAUUCAUUACCAUGGCGAGCUUGCAGGGCCGCCAGUGGCAGGCUUUCGUGCACAUCAACAGCGGACUGAAACUAAUUUAUCAGUGGAAUUUCGCGGACCGAGGCAAAAGCCAGAGAGAUGAGGAUUUAGAUCUGGAUGUGUUGCUUGUCUUGUUCACCCAACUGGACUCGCAAGCGCGCCCCUACCUUCCUAGCCUUUCGAAUAGCCUUCACUGGACAGACAAGCAGAUUAUUUUGUCGUCGUCUACCAUCCCCUUCAAGACUUUGCUGGAAGCGUGUGUUGCUUUGGAGGUGCAUUUUAACAGCAUGAUGCAGAUCUUCACAAGCAAUUCCAUAUACAUCAAUGGUCCGGAUGCUGGGAUUCAGAUCAAGAAACAGCAGUGCCUUAUUGAUCUUACUGAAUGGGAUGCCAGGCUCGACAAAUAUCUUGAAACGACACCACAUCCAGAAGAUGGGAAGGCUUUGAAACUUCUCUACGCCCGGCGUAGACUCGCACAAGUGGCUCUGUCUAUGGACCUGACAAAAGGCGAACUAGCUCACGACGACUUCGUCGAGGACUACGCAUAUAUGCUCGAGUUGAUGGGCUACAUUCUAGAAGACCCCAUGAAUUCCUUAGACAGCCAGCCUGGGAAUAUAGAUCGGCCACAAAGAAUGAGCUUCCGCCUAGAGACGAUCACGACGGAGCCAUUAUUCCUGAUUGCACUCCGCUGUCGCGAACCCACGAUCAGGCGGCAGGCGAUCCGUCUACUCAGACAGUACCCGCGGCGCGAAGGCAUCUGCGAGGGCAUGGCAGCCCUGAAGAUUGCGGAGCGAGUGAUGGAAAUUGAAGAAGAAUGUUUGACCAGUCCUGAAUUCGCUUGCGCUCAUAGAAAGUGGAUAUGUGAGAACCACCGGAUAGACGGCAUGCUGCACAGGCUACCUGCUAUGAGUUAUGAGGAAGAUGGCAGGGAUGUAUAUACAAUUUCAGAUCCACCAAUGCUGCAGAGCAGUAAUUAG